CGCAUUAGAUCAUCAAUCAAGUCCUUGUUCUCAAUUUGUAAUCAAUCUGGCGGAAUUAAUUCCCAAGGCUUGCACUCCUGGCCUGAAUGUCGCCUGGUCGCAUAGAACAUAGUCUCCUUCAAACGUUGUUAAAUGGCAUGGAUUCACUUUACAGCCAAUGCCAACAAGAUAAGUACGAUCAAGGUUCUGUGGCCAUUUAUUUUUUGUAGCUCUUCUCAAAGUUCACCAAGAGCUCUCUUAUUCUGUUGUAACCACUCGGUCAAGAACAACCUUCACUUUUUUUUUUCUGAGCAGAACUGACCAUAAGUAUGGCGGCUAAUGCUGAGGUCGACGCAAACGCCUACACGGCUCCCUUCAUGCUCACCAAAUCGCUGCAUCGCGAUGUCUACCCCGCGGUGGACCCAGUAAACAACCCGUCGGUCCGCGCUGAUGGAAAGGUCGUGAUUGUCACUGGUGCGAGUGGUGGUCUUGGCUUCGCAGUUGCAAAGUCGUUCCUACAGGCUGGUGCCAAAGGCGUGGUGCUUGUGGCCCGGACUGCUGAGAAGCUCGAGGCUGUCACUGAGGACUUGGCAGAUCAUUCCCGCGUGCUCACUAUCUCUGGCAACGUGGCGUCUCAGGAGGACGCCGACAAGGUCUUCAAGGAGGCUGUUGAACGUUUCGGUCAAGUCGAUGUCCUCGUCAAUGCUGCGGGCGCCAUGAACGUUGCACCCAUCGACCAAAUCAGCUCUUCGGCCUGGUGGGAGAACUUUGAGGUGAACGUUCGCGGCACAUUUAAUGCGAUUCAGGCUUUGGUCAAAACCACCGGCGGCAAGGGAACGAUCAUCAACUUGGUCAGCCUGGGAGCAUCUUUUGUUGCUCCCGCCAUGUCGGGCUACAGCGCAUCUAAGCUCGCUGUCAUCAAGCUUGGCGAAUGCCUGGACGUUGAGCAGCCUGGGCUCCGUGUGUUCUCCAUCCACCCUGGAAUGGUCGAGGCAGAGAAGGGCCGUGGCAUGGUUGUGCCACCUUUCCUGCCUUUUUCAAAGGACAAGGCGGCCCUUACUGGUGGCCUUUCUGUUUAUCUUUCCACUGAGAAGGCAGAUUUCCUAAAGGGAGGUUACAUCCAUGCUAACUGGGACGUGGAAGAGUUGGAAAAGCAUCAAGAGGAGAUUGCAGAGAAAAAGCUUAUCAAGCUUGCUUUCCUCAACGGCCAGCUCCAGCCUGGUGGCUACCCGUGGGGCACAGCUUGAACAGGGAUACGCAACCCCGAGCCAAAAUGAACUGGAGGAGGUGAUCCAGGCCAGAUCAGCAGAGGUAGACUAGUCUCUUUUGUACAGGUAAUAUGAAAUAAGAAAUUGCCGCGCUUAAAA
Diaporthe batatas is the source of this 1346-nucleotide messenger RNA. RefSeq lists its product as uncharacterized. Gene Ontology annotation, molecular function: oxidoreductase activity, acting on the CH-OH group of donors, NAD or NADP as acceptor. The record is from RefSeq and is a predicted model, not a curated record. The transcript is spliced from 3 exons. The coding region runs from base 309 to 1226 and encodes 305 amino acids. Lineage: Eukaryota; Fungi; Ascomycota; Sordariomycetes; Diaporthales; Diaporthaceae.